Telopea speciosissima is the source of this 1101-nucleotide messenger RNA. Its product is annotated as caffeic acid 3-O-methyltransferase-like. Gene Ontology annotation, biological process: methylation. Gene Ontology annotation, molecular function: protein dimerization activity; S-adenosylmethionine-dependent methyltransferase activity; O-methyltransferase activity. Bases 1 to 1101 code for a protein of 366 amino acids. The transcript has 4 exons. NCBI's taxonomy places the organism in Eukaryota, Viridiplantae, Streptophyta, Magnoliopsida, Proteales, Proteaceae. The record is from RefSeq and is a predicted model, not a curated record.
AUGGAUUCCCUAGAGAACCAUCCCAAACCCAUGGAUGAGGAUGAAGAAGCCUUCUCGUUUGCAAUGCGUCUAGCUAGCUCUUCUCUUCCUCCGAUGGUACUGAAAGCUAUCUUGGAGCUAGAUGUGCUUGAGAUCAUAGCAAAAGAAGGCCCAGGAGCCCAGUUAUCCCCUUUAGAGAUUGUAGCUCAGCUCCCAACUCAGAACCCAGAUGCUCCAGUCAUGCUUGAUCGCAUGUUGCAGCUUCUAGCCAGCUACUUAGUGCUCACUUGUUCUGUCAAAACCCUACCAAAUGGCCAGGUCAACCAAAAGCAAUAUGGUCUGGCACCCGUUUGCAAAUACUUAGUUCGAAAUGAAGAUGGAGUUUCUUUUGCUUCUUAUUUGCUCACGUGUCAAGACAAAACAUACAUAGAUGUACAGUACUACCUCAAAGAUUCAGUCCUUGAAGGUGGACUUGCAUUUGAAAAGUGCUAUGGAGAGGAGGCCUUUGGGUUUUUUGGCAAAGAUCCAAAGAUCAAUGAUCUUUAUAACAGAGCUAUGGUUGAGCACAGCACUCUGGUCAUGAACAAGAUUCUCAAGACAUAUAAGGGAUUUGAAGGACUUAAUGUACUUGUUGAUGUGGGUGGCGGGGUUGGAGGCGUCCUUAAACUGAUCACCUCCAAAUAUCCCACAAUUAAGGGUAUUAACUACGAUUUGCUUCAUGUAAUUGAAAGAGCACCACUAAUUCUUGGAGUUGAACAUGAUGGAGGAGAUAUGUUUUCUAGUGUUCCAAAAGGAGAUGCCCAUUUCAUGAAGUCUAUACUUCACGAUUGGAGCGAUGAGUUGUGCUUAAAGUUGUUGAAGAACUGUUAUGAAGCACUACCAUCUCAUGGAAAGGUGAUUGUGGUUGAGACAAAUCUUCCUGAAGUCAUAGAGACCAACCAUCAUACACAAGCUAUUAGCCAAUUUGAUGUGUUGAUGAUGCUUCAUCAUGGAGGAAAGGAGAGAACACUAAGGGAGUUUGAGAUCUUAGCAAAUGGAGCUGGAUUUGCUGAUUUUAAGUUGGUCUCUCAAAUUUAUAGCUAUUCAAUCAUGGAAUUCUAUAAGAGCAACUCACAUUCUUGA